Messenger RNA from Lepisosteus oculatus (spotted gar), 1143 nucleotides. It is a transcript of the gene tango2, whose product is annotated as transport and golgi organization 2 homolog (Drosophila). NCBI's taxonomy places the organism in Eukaryota, Metazoa, Chordata, Actinopteri, Semionotiformes, Lepisosteidae. The record is from RefSeq and is a predicted model, not a curated record. Gene Ontology annotation, cellular component: Golgi apparatus. Gene Ontology annotation, biological process: protein secretion; Golgi organization.
GCGCGUUGCUGCUGUGUCCUCCCAAAACAAAACGGUAACUUGUGGGAUUUAACUUCUUGUGUUGAUCAUUGCCAGCAAUCGGAUCUGCCCCUUCAACAUGAACCUGCUGUGACCUCGGUUAAUUAAGUAAGACGUGCUGAAGCAGUGCUUCCCACCCUGAGGCCCACAUGUGUAUCAUCUUCUUCAAGUUCGAUCCUCGCCCUGCCUCCAAGACUGCGUACAGGCUGAUUUUGGCCGCCAACAGAGAUGAACUUUACAACAGGCCAUCCAAGAUUGCACAUUUUUGGGGAAUCAACAACGAGGUGCUCAGCGGGCUAGACUUGGAAGAAGGGAAGGAAGGAGGGUCAUGGCUUGGGAUCACGAAGAGGGGCAAGUUUGCAGCGCUGACCAAUUACAUGGAGGCCAAACAGAACCCUGAUGCCCAGGGCAGAGGGUUUUUGGUAUCAAACUUCUUGACAGAGAAUGUGGACAGCUAUUCCUAUCUGAAGAAAGUAUCUUCUGAAGGGCAUCUGUACAAUGGCUUUAAUUUGAUCGCUGGGGAGUUCAAGGCCAAAGAAGACACAGUUUGUUACUAUGGAAACAAAGGAAACCCUGCGCCCAUCUUUCUCAAACCAGGUAUUUAUGGGCUCAGUAACUCCCUCUUGGAAACACCGUGGAAGAAGCUGCAAUAUGGGAAGAGGAUUUUCAGCAGCGUGAUCGAUCAGAACCUGCCCCCUGAGCGCAUGGUACAAGAGCUUCUGCACAUCCUGAACAACGAAGAGUCACAACUGCCAGACCCAACUCUUAAGAGCCAGGUGGAAGGAUAUCGCCUCUCAACACUUCCUGCUCUGUCAGCAGUAUGUGUUCGAUCUCCAAAUUAUGGCACAAGGACUAACACCGUGAUCCUCAUUGACUCAAAUGGGAAUGUCACUUUUACAGAGCGCACCAUGCUCAACUCGGACAUCAGCCAGUGGAAAACAAGUUCUUUCAAUUUUAAACUCCUUGACUGAGGGAGGAUGGGAGGCUGCAUGUUGAGUUUAGGCUGUGGAGGAGAUAAUCUGUGCCUUUCUGAGCUACAGCGCAGGCCACAGGCUUGGGAAAACAUGCUAUAUCUUUUUUAAACGGCAUCCUACUCAAUCCACUCAUUAAAAAUUAAUAUCUGUA